GUACAAAAUAUACAAGCAGCAGAGACCGACCGGCUUCGGAAGAGAGGAUCGACACGAAUUUCGGUUCUUCCGUUCGUGUGGCGAAAUAAACCGGUCCAAUUACCUUCAUUUCAUCCACCCAACCGAACACUUUUUCUAACCCUGACCGGUCCAUCCGGUCACAUCUUCACGGUUUUCUUCACUUUCUACGAACUCGGUUCUCCUCUCGCAAUCUCCACUCAGCGAUUCAACAAACCGGUUGUAUUGAAGUGAUUAUUGGAGAAAAUGAGUUCGAAUCUUGAACCGGUGGCAAUUACACCACAAAAACAUGACCCAGCUUGGAAGCAUGCUCAGUUGUUUAAGAAUGGAGACAAAGUGCAGUUGAAGUGCAUAUAUUGUCUCAAAAUGUUCAAAGGUGGUGGGAUUCAUAGGUUUAAGGAACACCUUGCUUGUCAGAAAGGGAAUGCUUCCAUGUGCAGUAGUGUCCCUCCUGAUGUUAGGCUUCUUAUGCAGCAAAGUUUGGAUGGUGUUGUGGUGAAAAAGAGAAAGAGGCAGAAAAUUGAGGAUGAGAUUAUGAAUGUUAAUCCUUUGGCUACUGUUGUGAAUGCUCCUUCUAAUCUGGGGGUGCAGUCUAUUGGAGUUCAGGAUUCAAUGGAACAAAAUUCAGGUCAUAUGUUGAAUUCUCCUGGUGAUGGAAUGGGUAGAAAUCUUGAAAGAAGGAAGAAGAUUAGAGCUACUAAGAAUCCUGCUACAGUUUAUACAAAUACUGAGUCUGAGGGUGUUGUUCCUAUGGAGAAAAAUACAUUGUUCUCCAAAAAGAUAGACAGUCACAUUCAUAUGGCAAUAGGUCGGUUUUUGUAUGAUAUUGGUGCGCCUUUUGAUGCAGUGAACUCAAUCUAUUUUGAGCAAAUGGUUGAAGCAAUUGCUUCCGGGGGUUCAGGUUUUCAACGCCCCUCGCAUCAUGAACUUCGAGGUUGGGUCCUGAAAAACUCUGUGGAAGAGGUGAAGAAUGGAAUCGAUAGGGGCAAGAUGACUUGGGGGAGAACUGGAUGUUCCAUUUUGGUUGACCAAUGGACUACAGAAGCUGGCAGAAUACUAAUAAGUUUUUUGGCUUAUUGUCCUGAAGGCACAGUCUUUCUGAAAUCCUUGGAUGCAACUGAGAUAUCGACUUCUGCAGAAUUUUUAUAUGAAUUGAUAAAACAAGUAGUAGAAGAAGUUGGAGUUGGGCAAGUUGUCCAAGUGAUUACAUCAGGCGAAGAACAGUAUGCUGUUGCUGGGAAAAGGCUGACUGAUACUUAUCCUAACCUUUAUUGGAGCGCGUCUGCAGCUCAUUGCAUUGAUUUGAUACUUGAAGAUUUUGGAAAUCUUGAGUGGAUUAGUACAGUAAUUGAACAAGCUAAAUCUAUAACAAGAUUUGUCUACAAUUACACUGCAAUUUUGAAUAUGGUCAGAAGGUAUACUUUAGGGAAUGAUAUUGUGGAUCCGUCUUAUUCACGCUUCACAACAAACUUUACCACAUUAAAACGAAUGGUCGAUCUUAAACACAAUUUACAGGCUAUGGUUACUUCUCAGGAAUGGAUGGAUUGUCCAUAUUCAAAGAAAACAGCAGGUUUGGAAAUGUUGGAUUGCCUGAGCAAUCAAACAUUUUGGUCGUCGUGCGAAAUGAUUGUUCGUCUGACACUUCCUCUCUUGAGAAUUCUGAGAAUAGCUUCCAGUGAGACGAGACCUGCAAUGGGAUACACUUAUGCUGGAAUGUACAAGGCAAAAGAAGCAAUUAAGAAAGCACUUGUGAAAAGGGAGGAUUAUAUGGUGUAUUGGAAUAUUAUACAUCAGAGAUGGGAGAGGCUGUGGCAUCAUCCUCUUCAAGCUGCAGGCUUCUUUCUUAAUCCGAAGUUCUUCUAUAGCAUUCAAGGGGAUAUACACAACGAGAUUCUCUCGGGGAUGUUUGAUUGCAUAGAGAGAUUGAUACCAGAUACAAGAGUUCAAGAUAAAAUUAUCAAAGAGUUAAACCUGUACAAAUCGGCUGCAGGAGACUUUGGGAGAAAGAUGGCAAUCAGAGCUAGAGAUAAUCUUCUUCCUUCUGAAUGGUGGUCAACAUAUGGAGGAGGCUGCCCUAACUUGUCACGCUUAGCAAUUCGCAUUCUUAGCCAAACAUCGAGUGUGAUAUUCUGCAAGAGAAACCAAAUUCCUUUUGAACAGAUAAUCAAUACAAGGAAUUAUAUAGAGCGUCAACAUCUCACUGAUCUCGUCUUUGUUCAUUACAACUUACGAUUGAGGCAAAUGUUUAUGAGUAAGGAACAAGAAUCUAGCGAUCCCCUAUCGUUUGACAACAUUUGUAACGUUGAAGACUGGAUCAGGCCAAGGGAUUUAUACUUAGAAGAGUAUGGGAACUCGGAUUGGAUGACAUUGGAUUCUUCUUCCAUGAACACAAUGCUUUUAAGGCCUUUAGACGAUGAAGCUGAAGAAAUUGUUGAAGGGUUUGAUGAUCAAGAGAUUUUCAGUAGUCUAAAAGACGACGAGGGUGAGACUACUGGAGACAAGUUUGAAAACCAUUAGCGAAUGAUGAAUAAAACCAUGCUUGCUGACAGAUUUUGAUUGUAGUAUCGACAUGUUUUGAAGGUUUCUGCCAAAUACUGGUUGGUAUGUAUUAAUAUUAAAAAUAGAGGCUAACUGGUGAGGAGUUUAGGGUUGAGGUGAGAGAAACUAAGUUAUUGCUGAUGUAUUAGUUGGUAUAAUUUGCAGUGUUCUUGUACAGUAUUUGAUAGUUCUGUAGUAUUUCUCACACUACGGUAGUUUUUGUUGCUAAGAUUGUUCCUCUUAUGAAAUGUUCAAAGCUUGGUUGGUCAUGUAUUUUAACUUUUAAGAGGCAUGAAAAGCUGAAGGAGAAAUUGUUUUCUUUGGCCAAAUGGUGUUUAAGAGCUUUGAAAAUCCAAAACAAACAGACUGAGAUGAUCUCAUAUAGUACAAGUUCUUUGCAUUGCUGAUA
Cicer arietinum (chickpea) is the source of this 2965-nucleotide messenger RNA. RefSeq lists its product as uncharacterized. Lineage: Eukaryota; Viridiplantae; Streptophyta; Magnoliopsida; Fabales; Fabaceae. Gene Ontology annotation, molecular function: protein dimerization activity; DNA binding. The record is from RefSeq and is a predicted model, not a curated record.